Messenger RNA from Arachis ipaensis, 1616 nucleotides. RefSeq names its product nod factor hydrolase protein 1-like. The record is from RefSeq and is a predicted model, not a curated record. Gene Ontology annotation, molecular function: chitinase activity; chitin binding. Gene Ontology annotation, cellular component: extracellular region. Gene Ontology annotation, biological process: chitin catabolic process; carbohydrate metabolic process. NCBI's taxonomy places the organism in Eukaryota, Viridiplantae, Streptophyta, Magnoliopsida, Fabales, Fabaceae.
GGUUCUUCAUUUGAUUUGAUGAAUGAGGCAAGCAAAGGUACGUAUAUAUAACUAAUUAAGUUCUCCAACAUGUUAAUUUUAUAAUUAUGAUGAUUCACCCAUAAAGAUUCCGAUCCCUUUAUGGGUCAAAUGAAUAUAGUUGUCACGGACGGCAGUUGUGAGAUCAAAACCUUAAUUACUAACUAGCUUGCAUGCAUGGCAACUGUUUCUGACAGCCCUUAACUAACAACAACAUGCAUGGCAGUAUAUAAAUGUGAGCUCCAUAAAUGGUUAUUAAACACACCAAAACGUUAGCGUAAUCAUGAUUCACCAUAUCCUCCUCACAACAGCAGUUAUCAUUUUCGCUACUUGUCACAAGACAACACUUUCAUCACCAGUAAAAGGAAUAUAUUGGUCCGAGAAUCAAAUAUUCCCACCAUCAUCCAUUAACACUUCACUCUUCACCCACGUCUACUACGCUUUCCUCUUCCCAAACAACCUCACCUAUGCCCUCCACGUGUCAGACGCAACCGCCAGCAACGCCUCUCUCUUCGCCCUCAUCGCUUCCACCGCCGCCACCCGCGCAUCCUUCAUCCACUCCACCAUCCAAGUUUCCAGAAUCUUCGGCUUCGACGGUAUCGACCUCGACUGGGAGUUCCCUAGGGACUCCAACGAAAUGAACGACCUCGGCCAGCUUUUUCAUGAAUGGCGCCUGGCAAUCUCCGCCGACGCCGUCGCCACCCGCCGCCCGCCGCUGCUGCUCACCGCUGCCGUGUACUUCGCGGUGGACUUCUUCCUGUCCUCCACUCCGCCGCACAAGUACCCCGUGGACUCCAUCAAUCAGAACGUUGACUGGGUCAACGUCAUGAGCUACAGCCUUCGCGGGCCAUGGGGCAACGUGACCGGAGCUCCGAGCGGCCUUUUCGACCCGGGUCGAAACAUAAGCGUUAGUUUCGGGUUGCAGUCGUGGAUCCAGGGCGGAGUUGUUCCCGAGAAAGUAGUUAUGGGCUUGCCGCUUUAUGGGAUGACGUGGCAGCUUCAGGAUCCGAACGUGCACGGAAUUGGUUCUGAUGCUGCUGGUCCGGGUCCCGGGUUGAACGGUGCAAUGGCGUACUUUCAGGUGGUGGAAUUUAAUAACCAAAGUGGUGCGAAGGUUGCGUAUGACGUUGAAACGGCGUCGGUUUAUUCAUAUUCUGGGAGUUCUUGGGUUGGCUACGAUGAUCCCUUGACGGUUACAGUUAAGGUUGCUUAUGCUCAAGCCCUUUGCCUUCGUGGCUAUUUUUUUUGGGCUGCUGGCUUUGAUACCAGUGACUGGAAAAUCUCAACGCAAGCUUCCAGGGCUUGGAUACUUGCAUGAGAUUGGAGAUUGUGUGAAGUUAUUUGUGCAUUCUUUAUAAAAAAAACGUGUUAUUUGGACUGUUGGAGAGAAUAUAAAAGCUGAGCCGAAGCCAAGGAAUUGAAAGCUUGAAUAAGUGACAGAUAAGAAAGGUCUCCAAUUGCACAACAGUGAUAAGACCAUCGAGGCAUAUUAUCUCCUCGUUUAGCUUUUUAUUAUCUAUAUUUAAUUUACACACAAGAUUAAGGCAUAUUAUUCCACAUGAAUAUAAAAGAAAACGGUGCUGUAUGAAGCAUUUUAA